Symbiodinium pilosum is the source of this 1287-nucleotide messenger RNA. The record is from the annotation of a GenBank genome assembly. Lineage: Eukaryota; Dinophyceae; Suessiales; Symbiodiniaceae.
AUGGCGGCUGGUUCGCGGCUUAUUUGUAUCAACAAUGCGCCAAUGGAGAUUGAGCUCACACAGGAGCCUUUGCGAGUCGGCCGGGCUGUGCAGCCAUUCGCCGUCUGGCAGCAACUGAUCCCAGACGAAAACACAAGGAACACCAUCUCACGCAUCCACUUCGAGGUGGUUCGCAGCGCCAGUGCCCUUGUCCUUCGCAAUCUCAGCUCUCAGGGCACGCUCGUAAAUGGAUCUGCAGUGGAUAAGGAGGUUGUCCUGAAGGAUGGAGACAUCAUUUCCAUAGGUCAGGUCGAGUCUGAGUAUGGCAUGAAGCCAACUCUGCAGUUCAAGGUGCACCUUUCCGAGGAGGAUGCGACAGCCAAAGUGCAGACUUCUGUAUGUCUCUGGUGGCUUCUCCCAGGUACGAAUGGCGCAGAACCCACUGUGCUCAACAAGCAGUUGUUGGCUGGGCCGACAGGCGCUGUGCGCGUUGGUCGAGCCCUGCAGCCUCCGGAAUUUUGGCAGACUCUGGUUCCAGAUGAAGCUUGCAGAAUUGCGAUCUCGCGGGAACAUUUCGACGUUUGCCCCGCAGAGGAUGGUGUGAUGUUAAUAAACCGCAGCAUCGCGGGGACACUGCUGAAUGGCGUGAUGGUGCAACAGCAGAGCCGAGUCAGCAAUGGAGAUGUUAUUGCCAUCCCUUUGCAUGGCCAGCCGAAGGCAUCACCGAUAGUCCAGUUUCGCCUGGAGUGCAUCCCUGUCAGCACCGCCUAUGCCGUGCCCAAGGCAGAUGCUGCACCUCGUUUGCUCGGCUCUGUUGGGAACCAGGCGCUUGAUAAUGCCGCAUUUGCGUCGCCGCCCAAAGUGAAGGAAGACUCGGACGUUGUGAAAGUCGCCGUUAGUGCUCUUCCUCCGCCAUUCUCUCUUGAAUGUGUGGCCGCAAGAGGCUCAGAAGGAGCAGACCUUGAACAGCUACCUAAGACGUCCCGCGUCCUGGCCGCAAGUUUCUCUCAAGCGGAGAUCUCCGUGGGCUCCUCCUUCCAAUCGGCAGACUUCUGGGAGCCGUUGUUGAAGGACCCUGCGCUGCGCGCCAAGAUACUGCCCCUUCAUUUUCGGAUCUCCAUGGCCCACCUCAGUGAUGGGCCAAUGUUGCUGCUAGAUGCACACGCUGCAACGGAGCUGAAUGGCAACAUCAUAGAAGGCAAGGCGCCAGUUUUGCAGAAUGACUUGAUCAGCAUUGGCGGCACACCUGAUGGCUCCGUGGACCAUGCGCCGUUGGUGUGCUUCCGCGUGAAUUCAGCACUGAGCUAA